AAUCAGCUUUAUUUGUUGUUGUGCUCACUCCGCAACGGACGUUACGCGCUAGAUUUUUAUUUAAAUUCUCUCUUCCGCUUGCACCUCCGCAGUAGCAUAAAUUCCCUAGAAUUCGUGUGUCGGCUGUAAAGAACUUGUGCUAUAUCUUAUAUAAUUACUGAAACUAAGUCUUAAACUGCCUACUGACGGUAGCCAAUUAACAAAGACACGCAAGUGCGCCUGCAUUCUGCGCUAUUAUGCAAAGUGCAGGCCAAGCAAACACAGCAGCAAGAACAACAACAUCAUAGCUGGCCUCUGGUUGUGUGUAAAAAGAAGCGAAAUGCAAAAGUGCCUUAGCCUUAGACCCGAGCUCGGAUUGAAAUAAGAACGGAGAAACCAGGCACCAGAAUCUAAUCAGUUUUGAAGCGUGCCAUUUCGAAACUCUUUGUUUGGUUUUCCAUAAGAAUAAACUGGUGGCGACUGGUGCAUGAUGAGCGGGGUAAGAGGCGGCGGCAGCGGACUGCUGGAUAUUUACGCCAUGGCCUGGGAGCAUCUGAGACCCGGAAGCUCGCCCGUCGAUUGGUGCGAGGGCAAUUACUUAAUUUCAUCGAAUAUAGCCGAGUUUGUGAACACGUUUAGUAAUUUCUUGUUUAUCCUACUGCCCCCCGUUCUGAUGAUGCUGUUCAAGGAGUACGGGCGCUUUGUUACGCCCGGAAUCCAUGUGAUUUGGUUGCUGCUCAUAGUGGUCGGCCUGAGCUCCAUGUAUUUCCACGCCACUCUCAGCCUUAUUGGCCAACUGCUCGAUGAGCUAGCCAUCCUUUGGGUGUUCAUGGCAGCUUUCUCCUUAUUCUAUCCGAAGCGCUAUUAUCCCAAGUUUGUAAAAAAUGAUCGCAAAACCUUCAGUUGGCUCAUGCUACUGUCGGCGAUUGCCGCAACGGGCCUUUCAUGGUGGAAGCCUAUUGUAAAUGCCUUUGUUCUUAUGUUUUUGAGCGUGCCGACCAUGUUAAUGCUCUACACGGAGCUGCAGAGGGUCAGCGACCAAAGGGUUUACCGCCUGGGCAUCCGAUCGACAUCGGUUUGGGCCGUCGCUGUGUUUUGCUGGAUCAACGACAGGAUUUUCUGCGAAGCCUGGUCUGCAAUUAACUUCCCCUACCUGCACGGCUUCUGGCACAUCUUCAUAUUCAUCGCCGCUUAUACGGUGCUGGUGUUGUUCGCAUACUUUUAUGUGGAAUCGGAGCUGCCCCAGCGGCAGCCGCUGCUCAAGUACUGGCCCAAGAAUGACUUUGAGUUCGGCAUACCGUUCAUAUCGAUAAGAAACCCAGAUUCAAAAGAUUGGCUCAUCUACUGCAGCCUGUAUAUGCAGGACCACGACUUCAAGCACGGAAAGAACUAGUGACCAGAUUCGCUCUCUCUCUGUAAUACUGUAAAACUAGACAAAUACACCGUGAUAUAAAGUAGCAUAUAAGAGGGACGAAUGCCUAAAUUUUACAAUCCCUAGAUUCCAAAAGCUUACAACUCAAUGCAGAAACCGAUCUAUUGAAACCCAAAUUAUAUACAUAGCUGCCAUAUAGAAAGUAGUGUUAAGAAAUAUAUAGAAACAUAUUAUAAAUGAUAGCAAAUGUACUGAGCUAAUAUUAUAUCUUGUUUUAUUAUAAUAAAGAGUGUAAUUUUUAUUAAGCA
Molecule: messenger RNA, 1659 nt
Organism: Drosophila kikkawai
Lineage: Eukaryota; Metazoa; Arthropoda; Insecta; Diptera; Drosophilidae
Gene: bwa
Product: alkaline ceramidase
Biological process (GO): ceramide catabolic process
Cellular component (GO): membrane
Molecular function (GO): hydrolase activity, acting on carbon-nitrogen (but not peptide) bonds, in linear amides
Source: RefSeq, a predicted model, not a curated record